AGAUCUUCCUUUUUCUUUUUCAAGGGACCAAACAUCACCUGACACAGUCCGUCGCCAUGACAGCCUUGAUCAUCCAUGUCUUUAUUCUGCUCUUGGUUUCCUCUUUGGUGCUUGCCAAGAAUGGCUCACCACCCAAGGGACACCCCUGCGUUCCCCACUCUCAGCCAUGGCAAGCGGCCAUCUUCAGAUCCUUCUCUUUCUACUGCGGAGCCAUCCUCCUAGAUCAGAGCUGGGUACUCACGGCAGCUCACUGCAAUAAUGGUGCUGUCCGCAUCCGGCUCGGAGAAGGAAACCUAAAUCACUUUGAUGGAACGGAACAAUAUAAGCAUGUGAUCAAAGCCAUUGUCCACCCUGAAUACAAUCGCUCAACCCACAACAACGAUCUCAUGCUGCUGAAACUGAUGACCCCAGCAAGGCUGAACUGCUACGUACAGCCUUUGGGACUGUCUUCCCAGAGGGCAAGUCCUGGGGAAAUGUGUUUGGUAUCAGGAUGGGGAGCUCCCAUAAAUGCUCAAGAUGAUAUCCCCCUGGUCCUUUACUGUGCAAAUGUCAGGAUAAUCUCUCACAAUCAGUGUGAGGCUGAAUAUCCUGGGAAAGUGAACAGGAAAAUGGUGUGCGCUGCCGCCUUACAGAGAGGCACAGACUCUUGCGAG
Gekko japonicus is the source of this 653-nucleotide messenger RNA. Its product is annotated as kallikrein-15-like. The record is from RefSeq and is a predicted model, not a curated record. The annotation marks the transcript as partial. Gene Ontology annotation, biological process: proteolysis. Gene Ontology annotation, molecular function: serine-type endopeptidase activity. NCBI's taxonomy places the organism in Eukaryota, Metazoa, Chordata, Lepidosauria, Squamata, Gekkonidae. The transcript has 4 exons.